GUGUGUGUUGUACAUUUCCCUCCAAACACUGCCCUUGGUUUCCUCUGCGAGGUGAAAUACAGGCCAACUGAGUUGUUGUCGGUUGUGUUUGACUUUAACUCCUGUCUUUAAAGAUGGGGCUUGUCCCCGAAGAAGCAAAGGUGCUCCCUCCACCUGGGCUUGCAAACAUAAAUUCAGUUUGGCUCGGCAUGACGGGUUUGUUGACAUCAAUGCUGCACAACACUCUGAAGCGAAGGCCUGCCAUUAUGUCCGGUCUCCAUCGGCACACCCUGCUUGUAACAAUCGGGUGGUUUGUUGGUUAUCACACCACCAAAAUUGUGAAUUACAAGCAAGCCAAAUUGGACCGGGAAAUGAUGUCAUAUGUCCGAUCCCACCCUGACGACUUUCCUGAAAAAGAGAGAAGAACAUUUGCUGAGAUAGUGGAGCCUUUCCAUGCAAUCCGUUGAUGCAUCCAAGAAUGCAAGUGUAGACGUUCCAUGGGUGGUUGUAGUCUACUGUUGUGUCAUACACUGCUUCUAAUACAAUGUAUUAUAUUAUACGUCAUAUAAAGAAUAAAUAUUGUUGUCCA
Molecule: messenger RNA, 568 nt
Organism: Sardina pilchardus (European sardine)
Lineage: Eukaryota; Metazoa; Chordata; Actinopteri; Clupeiformes; Clupeidae
Gene: ndufc2
Product: NADH:ubiquinone oxidoreductase subunit C2
Exons: 3
Coding region: 114-446 (110 amino acids)
Biological process (GO): mitochondrial electron transport, NADH to ubiquinone
Cellular component (GO): mitochondrial inner membrane
Source: RefSeq, a predicted model, not a curated record